AUGGACACGGACGUUGGCGAUGGUACAAGGGUGGAGGUAAUGAAGGAGGAACUCGUGGUUGAUCCAGUGACUGAAGUGACACCAUUUGUGGUGGAAACAUCUGUCAGAAUAGUUGGUGAUGGAAUAUGCGAUGGAGAAGAAAGUUGCUUGUCGCGGGCGCCGGACCUGAGGUUGACGCCGGCGUUGUUGGUGAUAGGUUCGGAUGCCGUGCUUGUAGCCAAAUUUGAAAACGAGGCUUGUGUGAUUGAAGAAGCUGAAUUUGAGACAAAAUCGAGAUUGCUUGUCAACUGGUUGGAAGAUGACACCGAGAUUGACGGAAAAGUGGUGUUCGGACCCAAUUCUGUUAGAGAUGUUCUCUCACUAGUUGAAGACGAGGCUAGGGACGUUGUACUCAGAGAAGUAGUGAUGUCCGUUAAUGAAGGACUGCUACUUGACGGUAGACUUGUGGGAAGAUCUGAUGAUGUACCGCUCGAAGUGGAUGUGAAGGCUGUUGUCGAGUCAGAAGAAGUCAAAGUGACAACCGUGCUCGUACUAGAUACUAGUAGCGAUCCAGGUAUGGAGCUGUUGCUUAAUGUUGGGAUAUCUGCAGAUGAGAGAGAAGUGGUUGGUAGGAGAGAAGUCUCUGAAAGAGAACUGGUGGAUGAUAGAGAGCUCGUAAAUGACACUGAGCUCGCGGACGAAACAGGACUGCUCGAGGAUAAGGAUGAAGUCAAUAACGUUGUUACUGUCGAAUUUGAGCUCGUAGGAUACGUCGAAGAGCUUGAAAGGCUCGUUGAGAGAGCUGUUGUAGAAAUCAAACUGCUUGACAGCAGUGUCGUUGAAAAAGUGAAAAUCGUUGAGCUCGAGGUCAAAGAAGAGGUUGAAGAGGACAGCGAGUUUGUUGAGACAAUUAAAGUUGAUAAAGUGUUCGAGGUAGUGGUACCCGUCGCCGACGUAGACGGCGUGAGUGAAAGUGAAGAGGUUAAGGAACUAGUCGUGUUUGCGAAUGGCCCGCCGGUUGAUGUCGAAAAGGUCUGUGUGCUGCUGCUCACUCCGAGGCUGGUCAUUGUUGACGAUGAGGAUGUCGUAGAUUCGGAAGAAGUAGAAGAAGAUGACAGAAUUGAGGUAGAUGAGGUCAGUAAGGGAGUUGACGAGCCUGAAUUAGAGGCCAAAGAGGAGGUUGAAGUUAUUGAGGAACUUGACAAGGAUAAUGACGAGGAGGAGGUUGAAAAUGAGGUCAAAGAGAUCAGAGAAGAGGUCAAGGACAAUGUUGAAGAUGUGUCUGUGGUGGACUCUAGAGUUGAAGAAGAAGUCGAAGAGGAAGUCAAGGAUGAGGACGAAUCAGAGACUGAAGAGGAUGUUGUUGGGGAAGUUGAAGAGGAACUUGAGGAGGAAGUUGAGGUUGUGUCUGUGGUGGAAUCUGAAAUUGAUGAAGACGUCGAAGAAGAACUCAAACUGGUCGAAGAUGAGUUCGACAAGAAGGUGAAGGACAAAGUUUCAGUGCUGGACUCUGAACUUGAAGACGUUGUCGACGACGUGCUUGAUUCAGUCGACUCUGUAGUAGUGGGAGCAGGUGGAACCUCCCGAAAGCCAUAA
Colletotrichum phormii is the source of this 1575-nucleotide messenger RNA. RefSeq lists its product as uncharacterized. NCBI's taxonomy places the organism in Eukaryota, Fungi, Ascomycota, Sordariomycetes, Glomerellales, Glomerellaceae. The transcript has 4 exons. The coding region runs from base 1 to 1575 and encodes 524 amino acids. The record is from RefSeq and is a predicted model, not a curated record.